Sycon ciliatum is the source of this 2121-nucleotide messenger RNA. RefSeq names its product maspardin-like. The record is from RefSeq and is a predicted model, not a curated record. NCBI's taxonomy places the organism in Eukaryota, Metazoa, Porifera, Calcarea, Leucosolenida, Sycettidae. The coding region runs from base 176 to 1111 and encodes 311 amino acids. The transcript has 8 exons.
UCUGAGCUCACGAUCACCAUCGAGCUUCUUCUGGUUCUUAUCUUCACUAGCUUAUAACUUACUUCUGAUAGAAUCCAUUCGGCACUCUCCUGCCGUCGGCGACGUGAACAGACUCAGUGAAAGCGAGGCGUAAGAAGACCGUUCUGAAUUAAAUUAGCUGUAAAGAAAAUGUGAGAUGUCGGUUCUUCGCAAGUCGGAGGAGUAUUCGAGCUUCAGGAGCACAGUAUCUCGGAAGAAGAUCACUGUUGAUAGUGUGCGUGAGGAGGUCUGGUCGGUGUACGAUGCCGGCCCACGCUCCGUACGCUGCCCGCUGAUAUUCCUGCCGCCGGUGUCCUCCUAUUCGGAUAUCUUCUAUCUGCAGCUGAUCUCGCUGGCAUCACAUGGAUUCCGCGUGAUUGCCGUCGACUAUCCAGCUGUUUGGUCUCAUGAUGCAUGGUGCGAGAGCUUUCGCAAGCUGCUCGAUGCACUGCAGCUUGAUCGAGUACAUAUAUUUGGCUCGUCACUAGGCGGCUUCCUGGCAAUGAAGUUUGCUGAGUAUACGUGUGUCAACCAGCGUGUCCAGUCCAUACUGGUGUGCAAUGGAUUUGCAGACACGGCAGUCUUUGAGCGGUCGCGCUCUUCUUCAGCAUUCUGGGCAAUGCCAGCAUUCCUGCUCAAGAAGUGGGUCCUGUCACAUUUACCGACUGGACCAGCCGAGAGCUCCAUCGCCGACUCUGUCGACUUUGUUGUGGACCAGCUGGAAGGAAUGCCCCGCAAUGAGCUGGCAGCACGCCUAACACUCAACUGUCUAGCAGGAUAUGUGGAACCCCAGAAGCUAUCAUCAGUUGCCAUCACCAUCAUGGAUGUGUUUGAUGAUAGUGCAUUGAGUGUUGGUGUCAAGGAGGAGAUGUACAAGUGCUUUCCAGAAGCAAAGCGUGCACAUCUGAAGAAAGGUGGCAACUUUCCCUACCUCAGCUACAGUGCUGAAGUCAAUGUUUAUAUUCAGGUUCACUUGAAAGCGUUUGAGAAUGAUCGCUUCUCGGCAAAGGAGGACGACAUUGACGCCUCUGUGGCAGCUGCUGCUGGUGGUGGCGGUGCUAGUUAUGCGGCGGCUGCAGCAGCGGAAGAUUGAUGUGGCUCCUCUCCUCCAAUGUCGGAGCUUGUGUGUGUGCUACGGUUAGCGAGUGUCAUGCGUAAAAUCAUCUCGCUCAAUCUGCUCUUGCUCUCCAGUGUGCUGUCGGCAGCAUCCCUGUGGAGACCGAUGGGACUGCACUCCCUGAGCUGAAUUCCUGCUGAUGCCUUUAUAAGUUAAUUGUUCGCCGCUGAUUAGUCGUAUAAGUGCUGCUUCUGCCUGCACAACAUGUGAUAGCAACAGUCCGUUCCGCUCUGCUGGUGUGUGUGUGUAUGGUGUGUGUGUGUGUGUGUGUGUGUGUGUGUGUGUGUGUGUGUGUGUGUGUGUGUGUGUGUGUGUGUGUGUGUAUGGUGUGUGUGUGUGUGUAUGGUGUGUGUGUAUGGUGUGUGUGUGUGUGUAUGGUGUGCGUGUGUGUGUGUGUGUGUUCCUCGUCCAUCCCCGGCCGCUGACACACACACGCGCACUGCUGGUAGCAGUCUAGUCUAGUAGGACCCGCAAUGGACAGUGUAGUGUUGUUGCUAGUCACAAGUGACACACACACACACACACAUUGAGAUUACUCCACUAGAAGAACAGGAAAGCCUCGUCAUGGAUGAUGUCGUGGAUGAUGUCACAUGGAUGAGAUGAUGUCAGGGAUAAUGUCGUUACUUUGCUGCUUGUUACGUUCACUUCAUGCUGACGACUGAAUCAUAAAAUUGCCGUGCGCGCACACACAUCUGUAGCAAUUCUCUCUUGCAGAACUUGUGUUUCUUAUUACAAGUAAUCUGCUCUUUGGCUCUGUUCCAUAUGCUUCCGUAUCAUUCAAAAUGCUAUCAGCAUAAUUAUGCUGUUAUAUAUCCAGGACCCUCUCCGCAAAGAACCUUACUUUCUACCAAUAUUCUUAGGAUGUGUUUUUAAGUCCAUUCCCGUUCUGUUUGCUGUCUUCUGUAGUAUUUGCUGGCUAUGACUGCAGAUGUCAAGGCUUUGUGCCAGAUCGUUUCACUGUUUGAAUGAAAUCCCAUUCAUUGUGA